AUGGGAAUUGCUUGUGUGUAGAUUAUGGGCACAGGACUCAUCCCCCGCAGCGGGAGCCCCUGGCCCCGCAGGCUCCCGAGCAAUCUCGGGGCUGGGUGAGCGGGGAUUAGCGGGGGCACGGGUGGGUGUGCACCCGUCACCGCCUCGUCUGCUGCCGGUCCUUUGACCCUCGAGUGAGUUUUUCCAGUUAAUCCUCUUGUGUCUCCUCUGUGCUGGUUUCUUGCACCUCCAGCCCCACUGUGGGGGUGGCUCUGGGUGCCCACGGCCUGAGAUCCCUCCCAUGGCUUGGCCUUGUGGGUACUGCCCCCACUGGCACCUGCAUAAUGGAGGGUCUUUCGGCCAGACCCAGGCUGUGCUGGGGCUCAGUGGCUCUUUCCUCCUCCCCAUCGCCCUGAUGAGGCAGCACCUGCCGUCCCCACACACCGCCACUGCCUUCCACAAGAACCCCUGGGUGCAGCACAGGAAGGUCUUUCCACCCCGGUGGCUGUGGCUUCCCCUCCUAAUGCCUUAAUCCGCCCCUGAUCCACGGUGCCCCUGGGGCCGGUCCCGCCGACCUUGCAGAUGCAGGGACCCGGUGGGCAUCGUGGGGCACAGGCUGCCACCGCCACCCACCAUGGCCUCCUUCUUCACCACCGCCCUGAGGAGCUUCCAGGGGGGCAAGGAGGAGCCGCCCAAGGGGCCCCCGAGGGAUGACAAGGCAGCCACGCUGCCCAACGGGAUGGCCCGCGAGGAGUUUGAGGAGUACCAGCGGCAGCUGCUGGAGGAGAAGAUCGAGCGGGACAAGGCGUUUGUGCAGAGGAAGGCAGAGCGGGCCACUGUGCGGAUGCACCUGCGGGACAAGUACCACCUGACCCAGGACGAGCGGGACGAAGCGCAGAUGCACGUGGCCGGCGGGGCGGUGGAGCUGCCGCAGGAACUGGCCGCGAUGGUGCGCGGAGAGGAGGAAGAGGAGGAGGAGGAAGGCGGCGCCGGGGCCUUCGCCUUCCUGGCGAAGCUGCGGGAGGUGGAACUGCCGGCGCUGCGGGACCGAGCGCUGGGCGGCGUGGAUCAGGUGAAGGAGAAGUGCUCCCUGAUGUAGCAUCGCUGCCCACCCCGCGCUGGGUGACAGGGGCAGCCCCCGCUCCCCUCUGCUCCCCGGGAGCCACGGGGUGCGCAGGCUGUGGCUGCUGUUUCCCGGUCCCAGGACAGAUGCUGGGCGUGGGUUUUUCCUCCCGAAAACUAUUCCCAGUUGCUUUCCCAGUGCGCUGGGCGGGUGCUGGGGUGCAGGAUGCCCAGGUCCCCUGAAACCAUGCUGACCAAGCCCCUGCCGUGGUGCCCCUGGUGUGAGCCCCCGGACGGGGCAGGUCCCUGACGCUCUGUCACCCCAGCACCAGCCCUGGUGCCUCGCACACCGUUCGGCU
Molecule: messenger RNA, 1400 nt
Organism: Myiozetetes cayanensis
Lineage: Eukaryota; Metazoa; Chordata; Aves; Passeriformes; Tyrannidae
Product: complexin-3-like
Exons: 3
Coding region: 614-1078 (154 amino acids)
Biological process (GO): regulation of neurotransmitter secretion; neurotransmitter transport; synaptic vesicle exocytosis
Cellular component (GO): SNARE complex; terminal bouton
Molecular function (GO): syntaxin binding
Source: RefSeq, a predicted model, not a curated record